Messenger RNA from Carassius auratus (goldfish), 1291 nucleotides. RefSeq lists its product as uncharacterized. The transcript is spliced from 6 exons. NCBI's taxonomy places the organism in Eukaryota, Metazoa, Chordata, Actinopteri, Cypriniformes, Cyprinidae. The record is from RefSeq and is a predicted model, not a curated record. Bases 364 to 1038 code for a protein of 224 amino acids.
UCUUCACUCACUGCAGAUCUUCACUAAACUACUUCACUUCAGACCGACAGCUUCACUGGCUUUAUGAACAAUUCAAGGUUUACUAUCACAGUUCUGUUGUGAAGCUGCCGUGCAAACUGCUGAAGAAAUGAUCAUUUACAUUUAUUUGUUUUCAUGGAGUCUGGCUGGUGUGUUUGGAGUUGAUUCAGUGAAGUCCGUGUCAGUGAUGGAGGGAGAAUCAGGAGGAGCUACUGGAGGAGUUUAUUCACACUCACUGCAGAGUUUCUCUACAGAACAACAGCUGCAUUCAAUAUUUCAAGAGUGUCAGGACCUGAUCAUUGUAAUAUUUCUGCUGUGUAACUGUUAGGAGAUCUGCUGAAAAAAAUGUUUAUUUUCUACUUUUUGUUCUCAUGGAGUCUGGCUGGUGUGUUUGGAGUUGAUUCAGUGAAGUCCGUGUCAGUGACGGAGGGAGAAUCAGUGAGUCUAAAUCUUACUGAAAUACAGAGAGACGAGGAGAUGACGUGGAAAUUUAACAACAUUAUGAUAGCUAAAACCUACGGGAAGGACAGUAAGAGCAGGUUUUAUGAAGGUAGUGCUGAUGGGAGAUUCAGAGACAGACUGAAGCUGGAUCAGACUGGAUCUCUGAUCAUCACAAACACCAGAACCACAGACUCUGGAGAAUAUACAGUAUUCAACAGAACAUCAGAGACUCCAUUCAACAUCUUCAGUCUCGCUGUCUACGCUCCUCUGUCUGUUCCUGUCAUCACCAGAGACUCUUCUCAAAAUUCAUCAUCAUCAUCAUCAUCAUCAUCUUCAUCAUCAUGUUCAUUUCUGUGUUCAGCUGUGAAUGUGAGUGAUGUAACUCUCUCCUGGUACAAAGGAAACAGUUUAUUGUCCAGCAUCAGUGUGUCUGAUCUCAGCAGAAGUCUUUCUUUACAUCUGGAGUGUCUGGAUGAUUUCUACAGCUGUGUGGUGAACAAUCCCAUCAGAAACCAGACCACACAUCUCAACAACACUGAACUCUGUCAGACAUGUUCAGAGAGCUACAGAGCAGGAUAAUGUGGUGUACGCAGGAGUCUCAAGACGUUGAUCAACUCUUGAACAAAAUGUGAUUCUGUUUUAUUGAUUACUAACUUUAUCCCAAACACAGAGACAGGAGACAGAAUCACAUGUUCUUUGUCAAUAGAGAUAAAUGCCCAUUAAAUGUCAUUUUGUCAUAGUUACACAUAUAUUUGAAAAAAGAUUACUGUUAUUAUUUCACUCUAUGCCAGAAUAUUUUUGUGAGUUUGCCUGUCUGUGCUCUCUCUCUCUC